AAUGACAACUGACCAGAAGGACACUGCAACAAAUAGGCAUCACCCUGUCCUACAGGCAACUGGUACACAUGGAAAUUUCCGUCCGCAUCUGGGAUCGAUGAAGACCCAGUAUUUCGAAAGAAACUUUCUAGACCUAAUUGAAAAAGUUACCAAUGGUACAAGAGUUGAAAUAAAUACCACAGGAACUAGUCUUUAUUUUCAACCUGGCAUGCUGAUGGGUGGCUCAAUAAACCAUGAAUGCUCUACAGAGAGAUCCAUAGGCUAUUAUUUAGAACCUUUGUUAAUAAUAUCUCCAUUUAUGAAAGAACCCUUAAAUGCAAAAUUGACAGGUGUGACGAAUGAUCAGUAUGAUUUCUCGCCGGAUUUAUUGAAAUCUACAAUGCUUCCAGUGCUUAAAAGAUUUGUCGGUACCGAUGAAGGACUGUCCAUUAGAGUAACGCGACGCGGCCCUGCUCCCGAUGGAGGUGGUGAAGUCAUUGUGAAUUGUCCUUGUAGGCAAAAGCUGCGUCCGUUACAGUUGACCGAAGUGGGCAAAGUUAAACGUAUUCGAGGAAUCGCUUGGGGUUGCCGAGUAGCGCCGAAUAUAUGUAAUCGAAUGAUAGAUUCAGCCAGAGGAAUCUUGAAUAAAUUUAUUCCAGACGUUUAUAUUUACUCGGAUCAUGCAAAGGGAAGAAAAAGCGGAAGUUCUCCUGGUUUUGGAAUGGCUUUAGUUGCCGAAACAAACAAUGAAAUAUUUUAUGGUGCUGAAUUAAUUUCAGAACCAAAGGGAAGUGAUAAAGGCCCAACAGUUCCAGAAGAUUUAGGUGAAAAUUGCGCAAAAUGUUUAGUGGAUGAAAUAUAUAGAGGAGGCUGUGUGGAUUCAAGUUCACAGGCUCUAACUUGCGUUCUACUAGCUUUGGGGGAACAAAACGUUUCUAAAGUUUGUACUGGCCCUUUGUCACCCUACAGUAUUGGAAUGCUACGUCACAUCCGGGACUUUUUUCAAGUAAUUUUUAAAUUCGAUAAACUGAAGACGGAUGAGGAUUGUGAUCUGAAGACUGGAGGCGAUAAACUGUUAUUAACAUGUGUAGGCGUCGGUUUUACCAACUUAAGUAAAGCUACUUUAUAA
Messenger RNA from Dimorphilus gyrociliatus, 1108 nucleotides. The record is from the annotation of a GenBank genome assembly. Lineage: Eukaryota; Metazoa; Annelida; Polychaeta; Dinophilidae.